GGGAUGUAUAAAUUUAAAUUAAUAUGAAAGUGAUUCUCUGAAUCUUCUUAGUCUUAGCUUUCAGUUAUACAGCAAGUGCAACUGAAGCUAAUAAAGGUAAUGCAACUGUGAGUGCAGGAACUCGUGUAGGAGCGGGAGAACUUGGAUAUAGGUCUGGUGGUGUUUAUGGUACUGGACUUGGAUAUGGAGGAGCCGUUGUGAAUAACUUAGGCCUCGGAUACGGAGGAGCUGUUGUUGAAGGAGCAGGACUUUAUAGAGGUGCUCUUGGUGGUGCUGUCGUCGAAGGACCAGCUUACUAUGGUGGAGCUUAUGGAGGUGUUGUUGAAGGGCCAGCUUACUAUGGAGGAGUUCAUGGAGCGGGAGCGGGAACUGGUAAAUGUAGAACUGCUGUUGCUCAGGAGUACGCUGUACCAACUCUUGAAAGAGAAGUUGGAUAUGUUGCUGUCCCAGAAGUAGAGAGAUCCUUCGGGUACAUCGACGUUCCAGAGGUCCAGAGAAGAACUAACUAUGCUACUGUUUAUGAUUAUGAGACCGUCAACAAAGCUACUGUUAUUCCAGAAAUUGAAUACCAGACCGUUACUGACGCCUAUGUUGUUCCAGAGUAUUACACCCAGCCAAGAUUUGAGUAUGAAACCUUCGACCAAGUCUCUUACAUCCCUCAUGUUGAGGAAGUCGAUGAGGUUGAAUACAGGACAAGAUGCAACACCGUCAUGGAGCCAGAAUACCACACUCACACUGAAGUUCAGGAGAUCCCUCAUGUUGAAUAUGUGACUAGGACUGAUGUAAGAAUGGAGCCAGAGUUCAGACAUCAUGCUGAGAUUGUUGAAGAUAUUGAGUAUGUCACUAGAUACCAGACUGUUGAAGAGCCAGAGUUUAGGCUUAGGACUGAGGUUAUCCCAGAGAUUGAGUACGUUACUAGAUAUCAGACCGUUGAAGAACCUGAAGUUAGAUAUCAUACUGAAGUUGUCCCAGACGUUGAGUUUGUAACAAGAUACCAGACUGUCGAAGAGCCAGAGUUUAUUCACCACUCAGAGAUUGUUCCAGAGAUCGAAUAUGUCACAAGACAGAGAGUUGUCGAUGAACCAGAAUUCAGAACUAGAUAUGAAACUUAUGACGAAGUUGAAUAUGUCCCAAGACAACAAAUUGUUGAAGAACCUGAAUUCAGAACCAGAUACACCACUGUUCCAGAAACCCAAUACAUCCCAAAACAGAGAGUUGUUGAAGAACCAGAGACCUACUACCACACUGAACAUCUCCCAGAGCUCCAGAGAAGACUUAGAUUCGAAACUUACGACGAGGUUAGACCAGAAUUGUCCUACAAGACUGAAGAUGAUGUCUCCGUCACCACCCACACCGAGACUGUCCCACAGUAUGAGAGAUGUGUUACUUAUGAAGCUGUUCAGGACCAACCACUCACCAAAAUUCAGGAACCAGGAUUCACUGAGACCGUCGAGAGACACAAUGACCUCCAAGGGCCAGGACUUGCCAUAGAAAGAGAAAUCUAUGACACUCCAGUUUCCAACAGACAGUGGGCCCAACAAUGGAGAUCUGACUACGGACCAAUCAGUGAAUUCGCUUUCAAUGACUUCAGAUGGAGAAACCCAUCCUUCACCCCAACCGGUAGAGUUACUGACUACGUAGCCCCAGUUGCUGCUCCAGUUUAUGAAGCUCCAUUUGUCUAUGAAGCUCCAUAUGCCUACGAAGCUCCAUAUGCUUAUGGACCAGGAUUUGCUUAUGAAGCCCCUGUUGCCUACAAUGCUCCAUUCGUCUAUGAAAAUCCAGUUGUAUAUGAAGCUCCAGUCUACGAAGCUCCUGUUGUAUACGAAGCACCAUUUGUGUAUGAAGAGCCAGUAGUUUACCAAGAACCUAUCUUCUAUCAAGAGCCAGUUGUUUACCAAGAACCAAUCUUCUACGAAGAGCCAGUUGUCUACCAAGAACCAAUCUUCUACGAAGAGCCAAUUGUCUAUCAAGAACCAAUCUUCUACGAAGAGCCAAUCUUCUACGAAGAGCCAAUCAUCUAUGAAGAGCCAAUCAUUUACGAAGAGCCAUACGUUGAAGCUCCAAUCCUAGUCGAAGAACCAGUUUACGACGGAUGGUAUGAUGCUCCUAUUGUUGCCGAACCAGAAUACGUCGAAGAACCAGUUGCUGAAGAAUAUGCUGCAGAGUACUAAAUUUAAAUUUCAACUUCAUGA
Moneuplotes crassus is the source of this 2192-nucleotide messenger RNA. The record is from the annotation of a GenBank genome assembly. Lineage: Eukaryota; Ciliophora; Spirotrichea; Euplotida; Euplotidae.